Guyanagaster necrorhizus is the source of this 651-nucleotide messenger RNA. RefSeq lists its product as uncharacterized. The annotation marks the transcript as partial. The record is from RefSeq and is a predicted model, not a curated record. Lineage: Eukaryota; Fungi; Basidiomycota; Agaricomycetes; Agaricales; Physalacriaceae. The transcript is spliced from 2 exons. Gene Ontology annotation, molecular function: protein binding.
CUUCAAGUUCGAAUUAUUGCGCGAGGAAUCUUGUAUCCAGAUUUUGCGCGCUGUGAGCAAAUAUCUAUCUCGCCGCGAAGGCCGUGUAAUACAGUGCUCCCCCAUCAUUUACCUCGUUCCCGUUGCUAUCCAGUGCACCGCAUCGCAUUGGGACGACUGUCUUGCUCUACGACGUCCCCCAGAACAAUCAUGCUCGACGAGCUUCUCCCAGAGCUCCUUCAGGCAAUUGCCUCUCUGCUCGAUUUCACGGAUCGUAAGACCCUUAGAUUGGUCUGCAAAUCUUUGAACGACGGCAUGACUUUAUUUGUCCUCGAAACCAUAUCAAUAAACCUCAAUUCUUGCCGGACCUUUGACGCUUCCAUUCUACUUCUUCGGGCACUAGGUGCUCCACAAAAUAACCCGGGAAAGUUCAUCAAAUACCUCCGGGUUCAUUCUUCGUUCGAUCCGCCAUACGAAAAAUACCGCCACCCAUGGCAUCGGAUGACAAGAAAGAGAAGCCGUGUUGUCUCGCGGAUCGAAAAACUCAUUCUCAAGGCUAUACCCUCUCUGAUUUCUCUGCAGUCCAUAGAGUGAGCUCUUGCUCGAACUUGCGAACUGAAUGACCUCAGUUUUAUGUAGAUUCUUCUUCUAUCAUACGUAUGAAAUGAGCGC